Messenger RNA from Plutella xylostella (diamondback moth), 2965 nucleotides. RefSeq lists its product as uncharacterized. Gene Ontology annotation, molecular function: metal ion binding; ubiquitin-protein transferase activity; nucleosome binding. Lineage: Eukaryota; Metazoa; Arthropoda; Insecta; Lepidoptera; Plutellidae. Gene Ontology annotation, cellular component: site of double-strand break; nucleus. The record is from RefSeq and is a predicted model, not a curated record. Gene Ontology annotation, biological process: double-strand break repair.
GUCAAAAAAGUGUCAAAGAAAAAUAUUGUGAAAAAUGGCGGCCAAGUCAAAGAAGCGGCUGUCGAAAAUAGAAAAUAAGCUAUUAAAAUUAGACAAGUUACAGUUAAAUGAUGUUAUUUGUUCCAUUUGCCAAUCGAUCCUCAUAGAACCAGUUACAUUACCAUGUUAUCACGAUUUCUGUCACGGUUGCUUUAACGGCAGUGUUGAAAAUAAUGCUUUGUGUUGCCCACUGUGUCGCCUGCGAAUAGGUUCUUGGCUCAGGACCACAGCAAAACAAAACAACCUGGUAAAUACACAACUAUGGGAGUUCAUCAAAUCAAAGUUCCCGCAUGAAAUCAGUGUAAAACUCAAAGGAGACGACAUCAAUAUCCCUGAAGAUAAGCCGGCCCUUCGUUUGAGUGCACCAGGGGAAAUAAGACUAGAAUAUGAAGCUGAACUGAAAAGAUUAAGGGAAGAGCGUGUACAAAUUGAACAAAAACAUCAAAAAGAAACAGAACAGUUAGUAAAAAAAAUACAGACUGAAGAAGAAGAAGCGCACAAAAAAUAUUUAGAACGAAUAGAAGGGGAUGAGAGACUUGCCAAGCAGAUCCAGCUGAACACCUCACAAGAAAUCAGUUCAUCCAGCACAAGUACUAGGAAGCAGAACACUAGGAUAGCUGCCAUCAAGUCUAGAAUCAAAACCAACAAAAUUGAAAACUAUUUGUGUAAAAGAAGUCCUCCCAUUGCUAAAGAAAGCCCUAAAGUACAAGAUGACAAUACAAGCACAGAUAGCUCAACUCCCAAGUCUGCCCCGGACAAGUCACAGGCAUCUGCUUCCCCUGAGGUGGCACCCAGCUAUACUAAAUACCUCAAAAAUAUCAUAGAUAAGAAAUUUAAAAAUGACUCAGGAGUAUGGAAUAAAGAGAAUGGUGAUACUACUCCUAAAGUGAUCUCAAAUGAUGAAGAACCAUCAAAACCCAAAGUGGAGGAGGAGGAGCCUAAGUGUAAGACAGUGAAGCCCACAAAGACCAUCCACUCGCUGCCGGUGUCGCUGCCGUAUACGGGCAUCCUGCAGCACAAGCGAAACCUGCUGGAGCGCAAGGACACCGGCAGCGCAGACUCCAUGCGCCAGGAGCUCUGCUACUUCAAGCCCAUCGAAGGAACUACACCAACCAGCUACAAGGCGGGGUGCGGGCUGCCGCUGCGCGUGGCGGCGCGGCGCCCCCUGGCGGCGGUGGCGGGCGAGCCGCUCCCGGCGCCGGCGCGAGGGCAGCUGCUGGCGGAGCUGUGUCGCCUGCGCAGCCUGUCGCUGGCCGCGCGCCUGCCCUCCGCCUUCGUGCUCGCCAUAGAGGUGCUCCGGGUGUCCACUGAGGGCCAUCCAAUUAAACUACCUCCGCGUACCAAGGCGAGUGUGAAGAAGUACUCUCCGUCGAGCCCGGUGUGCGCGAGCCCGAGCCCCAGCCCCCCCGCGCCCCCGCCGCCGCCCCUCGACGGCAUCGCCAAGCUCCACAGCGACUCCACGCUGCGCCGCACGCGCUCCAUGGGCAGCAUACCCAAGUCAGUCAACGAAACCACGCCCAAGAAGUCCAAAAUCAAAAACAGAAAAGUCUCAUCCGAAAGGAAACGCUACCUACGAAGCGACUCGAAGAAAUUCAAUGCGACCCUCUCCCUAACGAGCCCGCCGCUCGUCCCCGACCCCGUCAACAACAACAAGAUAAGCUUAGUUAUGAAGAAAUUGUCUAGUCCAUUAGAGAAGUGCGACGUGAAGUUGAUCCUGGAGGAGCAGCUGCGCAUCGAGCGGCUCAUCGAGCAGGAGAAGCAGGACCUGGCGCUGGCGCGGCGCGUGGACGCCGAGCUCAACGGCCGCCAGCUGCGCCGCGCCGCCGGCAAGCGCCCCGCGCCCCUCGCGCACCCGCUGCGCGCCAACAAGAAACUCAAAGUGUAGACCCUGCCCCGACCCGUGUGUACAUCUAGUUAGUCCACAGGAACCUCAGUAUUUAUUCGUAACUAGAGGGUUAGUUUAGAUUGACGAAAAACGAAUGAAAAAAGCUGUAGUGCAAGUGGUACAUUAAAUGAAUCAAGAUAGAGUCGUGGUUAGCGCAGCAGCUCUCCGAAUUUGGUAUAUUUGUCAGCUAAAGUAACCCUCCUGGCACUUAUGUCAUGUUGUACUCAUAAAUGUGUUGAAUGUUCCCUUUAUAUGUAAAUGGUACCUCCAUGUGUCUGUAUGUAAUGUACUGUCGAUCUCGUUUCGCAAUGUCUGGUCACACUACAGUAAUGUUACUUCUGUGGACAUUUUCCGCUUGGAAAUAAUGUGUAGUUUUUGUAAGGUGUCGUAAUUUUAUGUUUGUAUUGUUAAUUUGUUACCUGUCCUAAAUACCUACUGUUAAAUAGAGCUGUGAAAAAUUAUUCUUUCUUAAAUUAAUGUUACAAUAAUAAUAAUUACUCUGAUAAAUAAUCGUCAGAUGCCAUAAAAAUUGUAGGAGUUACGUUUAAAUUAACUCGUAGUUAAAACUUCAUUGGAAAGACUAAAUAACCAUGUAAACGUUCUCAGUAAGAUAUUUAUAGGUAAGUAGGUACUUCAAAGAUUAAACGCAUGUAAUGCUAUAAACUUUUAGAGUUAUACCUACCAAUAAAAACAAUGUAGCGUGUCUAUAAAAUAAGUUUGUGGUCAUAUCUAUUACCAUCUUAUCUCUUUUAUGUACAUUUAAUUGAAAGCAUCUAAUAGCUGCUAAUUAUGACCAUAAAUUAAUGUUUUGCUGUGAUAUACCUCAAGCACUGUCCCCUUCACCCUUUGGAUAUACCUAUUUUAUAUUUUUUCUUCAUCAUUGUAAUAAAUUCGGUGCUUGUGGUGAAUAUGAUAAUUUUAUUAUCAGCUAUGUAUAAUUAUUACGUAUAUGAUUGUUCAGUAAGGACUACCUUAUGAUUUGUAAACUUAGAAGUUUAAAAUAUUUCAUUUUCCCUGUAAAUAAACAAAAUUUCAAUUUCA